This is a messenger RNA of Erythranthe guttata (spotted monkey flower), 797 nucleotides long. The record is from RefSeq and is a predicted model, not a curated record. Lineage: Eukaryota; Viridiplantae; Streptophyta; Magnoliopsida; Lamiales; Phrymaceae.
AUGUACGAGGAAUUCAAAUCUCAUGAAAUUGCCAAUGUGCUUUAUGCAACUGGUUCAGAUAUUCUCACCGCAUAUGGCGAGAAAAAUAUUAAUAUUAGCAGAUACAUGUGUGUUAAUAAUCCGAGAUAUUACUUCCAAGUGAACGACGAAUACGUCAAGAACAAGCUCAAGCUGAUUUUGUUCCCAUUUCUGCACAAGGGAAGAUGGAUGAGAGCAAUGGAGGAUGAUUCAUCAUCAUUCAAAAGUGCGAUGCAUGAUAUAAAUGCUCCAGAUCUUUACAUUCCUCUGAUGGCAUUUGUUACUUAUGUACUUCUUGCUGCCUUCUUUCUUGUUUUAUGUUUUUGCAGAUUCAGCCCGGAGUCGAUAGGAGUGCAGUUCAGCACGGGAUUGAUGUGCUGGCUAAUGCAAGUGCUUCUACUUGAGGGGACACUCCACUCCUUAGGUGGCGGCGGCGGCAGUGGAGAAAUAAUAUUAGUACCGUUGCUCGAUGUCGUUUCGUAUGCCGGCUACACUUUUGUUGGAGCAGCUGUAGUAAUGGCGGUUAGGGUUUCCCCACAUCCAGUAAGGUGGGCCCACUUGAUGUUCUGUGGGGCCACCUUGUGGGAGAGCUUCUGCAUGGGGGUUUUGUUGGUUAAGAUUGUGAAGAGGAUACUCGUUUUCGAAGUUCCGAUUUUCGAUAAGCAAAUGUAUUCGACUAAUAAGCGGAACUACGUUUUGCUUUUCGUUGCUGCAGCUCAAUUUCCACAGCUGUUUUGGCUUGGAAAUGUUCAUUAAUGGAAUUAAAUAACUACUAGUUC